CAUCUCCCGUCCGGCCAUCCCCUCAUCAUCACCUCCUCGUGCUCUCUCUUUCUCUCUCGAAUCUUCCAAAGCCCAAACCCUAGUGAGCGCGGCGCGGCGCGGACUCUCCGCAGAUCUCACCCCGCCAUGGACAUGAUGGACGAGGAGUUCCAAAUCCCCGCGGGCGACGACAUGAUGAUGGGGGACGACAUGAUGGGCGACUUCGCCGGCGGCGACGGGCCGGUGUUGAAGGUGGGCGAGGAGAAGGAGGUCGGGAAGCAGGGGCUCAAGAAGAAGCUGCUUAAGGAGGGCGAGGGCUGGGAGACCCCCGAGGUCGGCGACGAGGUCGAAGUGCAUUACACGGGCACCCUCCUUGAUGGAAAGAAGUUUGACUCGAGCCGUGAUCGUGCGGACACCUUCAAGUUCAAGCUGGGACAAGGUCAAGUGAUAAAGGGUUGGGAUCAAGGCAUCAAGACCAUGAAGAAAGGGGAAAAUGCCCUUUUCACCAUUCCUCCUGAAUUGGCUUAUGGUGAAACUGGUUCACCCCCAACUAUUCCGGCCAAUGCUACUCUGCAGUUCGAUGUUGAACUGCUUUCUUGGACCAGUGUCAGGGACAUCUGCAAAGAUGGUGGUAUCUUCAAGAAGAUAUUGAAGGAGGGAGAGAAAUGGGAGAACCCAAAGGAUCCUGAUGAAGUAUUUGUGAAAUAUGAGGCUCGGCUUGAGGAUGGUACUGUUGUGUCAAAGUCUGAGGGGGUUGAAUUUACUGUUAAAGAUGGGUACCUCUGUCCUGCACUGGCCAAAGCUGUCAAGACCAUGAAAAAAGCAGAGAAGGUGCUCCUUACGGUCAAGCCACAAUAUGGAUUUGGUGAAAUGGGUAGACCAGCGACUGGUCAGGAAGGUGGCAUACCACCAAAUGCCAGUCUUCUUAUCGACCUUGAGUUGGUUUCAUGGAAGACUGUCACAGAAAUAGGGGAAGACAAGAAAAUCCUAAAAAAAGUUAUCAAGGAGGGUGAAGGGUAUGAACGUCCUAAUGAGGGUGCAGUUGUUAAAGUCAAGAUAACUGGAAAACUUCAAGAUGGCACAGUAUUCUUGAAGAAAGGGCAAGAUGAACAGGAGCCAUUUGAAUUUAAGACCGAUGAAGAGGAGGUUAUUGGUGGUCUUGAGCUUGCUGUGCUGAACAUGAAGAAGGGGGAGGUUGCUCUUGUCACAAUUCCUCCUGAACAUGCGUAUGGUUCAACGGAGUCAAAACAGGAUCUUGCUAUAGUCCCUCCUAAUAGCACUGUGAUUUAUGAAGUGGAGCUUGUAUCAUUUGUGAAGGAUAAGGAGUCAUGGGACUUGAACAAUGCGGAGAAGAUUGAGGCUGCUGGAACUAAGAAAGAGGAGGGGAAUGCGUUGUUCAAAUUGAGCAAAUAUGCCAGAGCUUCUAAGCGUUAUGAGAAGGCUGCAAAGCUCAUCGAGUAUGAUACUUCAUUUAGUGAAGAUGAAAAGAAGCAAUCCAAGCAACUGAAGAUCACCUGCAACUUGAACAAUGCUGCCUGCAAGUUGAAGCUGAAAGAUUAUAAGCAAGCUGAGAAGCUUUGCACCAAGGUUCUGGAACUAGACAGCCAAAAUGUCAAGGCUUUAUACAGAAGGGCCCAAGCCUACACUCAACUUGCGGAUCUGGAGUUAGCAGAGACCGACAUAAAGAAGGCACUGGAAAUCGAACCUGAUAACAGGGAUGUGAAAUUGACAUACAAGAAUCUGAAGGAAAAGAUCAAGGAGAUCAACAAGAAGGAUGCCAAGUUCUACAGCAACAUGUUUGCCAAGAUGACCAAGCCUUCGGUAGAAGGCAAAGCUGGAACUGGAGCAUGAUCGACGCAAGGAUAGAAGCCAUGCUUCUUAAAGGACUCGGCUUGUUGGCUCGAAUCUUAGUGUGCACACUGGACGCUUGGGAGUUAUUAGAACUAAUGAGAAUCUUUAGUUUUGAGAUUGGCAGGCGAUAAAUUUCUUGUUAAGAACAUUGCAUGUUUAACCUUCCAUAGUUGGCAUCUACCGGUUCAUGAAAUUUAUGGUCUUGCUGUGUG
Molecule: messenger RNA, 2042 nt
Organism: Brachypodium distachyon (stiff brome)
Lineage: Eukaryota; Viridiplantae; Streptophyta; Magnoliopsida; Poales; Poaceae
Product: 70 kDa peptidyl-prolyl isomerase
Exons: 13
Coding region: 127-1830 (567 amino acids)
Biological process (GO): protein peptidyl-prolyl isomerization
Cellular component (GO): cytoplasm
Molecular function (GO): peptidyl-prolyl cis-trans isomerase activity; protein binding
Source: RefSeq, a predicted model, not a curated record